Messenger RNA from Lasiodiplodia theobromae, 204 nucleotides. RefSeq names its product Peptidase m43 pregnancy-associated plasma-a. Bases 1 to 204 code for a protein of 67 amino acids. The transcript has a single exon. The record is from RefSeq and is a predicted model, not a curated record. Lineage: Eukaryota; Fungi; Ascomycota; Dothideomycetes; Botryosphaeriales; Botryosphaeriaceae.
AUGAAGCUAGGUGCUACAAUCAGGGCCGUCAAGAACUGUAUGGGCAUCGCAUACGGCGAAGCCGUUGAAUUCUGCUUGAGACAGUCGAACAUUUCUCACAAUCCUGCCUGGGCUCAACUUCAAGAGAGCUCUGACUCAGGUAGACGGGAGGAAGCGUACAAGUCUCUCCUCAAAGAGUUCCAUCAGGAUGUCUUCCUGCGGUAA